ACUAGAAAAGAAAAAAAACUGUGACGAAGAACAGAACGAAAAAAUGGAAAAGGGAAAAAUAGAAAUGCAACAAUUUGAAACAGUUACAUUUCACUAUCAAAGAGAAGAAAGACCUGCAAUCUUUCAGCUAUUGGAGAAAGUAACUGAAUUGGAUUUGAAUGUUGCGGCACACCCUGGAGAACUGAUACUCAAGUCAGCUAAAGCAAUUCCUGUCCUGAAACACAAUGAUGGUGCAGUAUUGAUUGCUGCCACAGAGUUUGGCAAGGGUCGAAUGGUAGUUUUUGGCCAUGAAGCAUAUCUAAAAGAGCCUAAAAUCAAAAUAUUUAUAUGCAAUUGUGUGAAAUGGCUGAAAUCAAAUCCAGAUGCUGUGGUGGGUAUUCCUAAAUACUAUGAGAGUGUUGCAAGCAUUCUGACAGCCGCUGGUCACAAGGUCAAAGUAUCAGACAAGUUUGACAGAAGUAUGGGAGUGUUCUUCAUCAACGGACAGGAACAAAUCUCACAGCUCUCUGAAAUCACUGAAUUUAUCAAGGGAGGCGGGGGAGUCAUGAUUGGAGCCCAGGCUUGGUAUUGGUGCAGUUGCAAUCCUGGCAAAGAUCCCUUGGCUCACUUUCCUGCAAACAAGUUCACAGGAUUGGCGGAUAUCUAUUUUGGACCAAAUGCCAGACCCCCGGGCUGUUUUACAAUUCACACUACAACAUGUCUUGAGAAGUCAAAAACAUUUAUAAAGCCAUUUGAUAAGAUGCCUGCAAUCUUCCAGCUAUUGGAGAACGUAACUGAAUUGGAUCUGACCAUUGAGGCAGACCCUGGAGAACUGAUAGUCAAGUCAGCUAAGGCAAUUCCUAUCCUGAAAGACGAGGAUGGCACAAUAUUAAUGGCUGCCACAGAAUAUGGCAAGGGUCGAAUGGUAGUUUUUGGCCACGAGUCUUAUCUAAAAGAGCCUAACAUCAAGAAGCUUAUAUGCAAUUGUGUGAAAUGGUUGAAAUCAAAUCCAGAUGCUGUGGUGGGUGUUCCUAAAUACUGUGAGAGUGUUGCAAGCAUUCUGACAGCCGCUGGCCACAAGGUCAAAGUAUCAGACAAGUUUGACAGCAGCAUGGGAGUGUUCUUCAUCAAUGGACAGGAACAAAUCUCACAGCUCCCUGAGAUUACUGAAUUUAUCAAGGGAGGCGGGGGAGUCCUGAUUGGAGCACAGGCUUGGUAUUGGUGUAGUUGCAAUCCUGGCAAAGAUCCCUUGACUCACUUUCCUGCAAAUAAACUCACAGGAUUGGCGAAUAUCUAUUUUGGAUCAAAUUCCAGAGCACGGGGAUUUUUUACAAUUCAAAUGAUAACAUGCCCUGAGAAGUGAGUAUUCUUGGUCACCUU
Polypterus senegalus (gray bichir) is the source of this 1359-nucleotide messenger RNA. RefSeq names its product TRPM8 channel-associated factor 2-like. The transcript has 3 exons. The record is from RefSeq and is a predicted model, not a curated record. NCBI's taxonomy places the organism in Eukaryota, Metazoa, Chordata, Cladistia, Polypteriformes, Polypteridae. The coding region runs from base 44 to 1342 and encodes 432 amino acids.